Messenger RNA from Gadus macrocephalus (Pacific cod), 1890 nucleotides. RefSeq names its product tetraspanin-5. The record is from RefSeq and is a predicted model, not a curated record. Gene Ontology annotation, biological process: protein maturation; protein localization to plasma membrane; regulation of vascular endothelial growth factor signaling pathway. Gene Ontology annotation, cellular component: membrane. The coding region runs from base 241 to 1059 and encodes 272 amino acids. Lineage: Eukaryota; Metazoa; Chordata; Actinopteri; Gadiformes; Gadidae. The transcript has 11 exons.
AGGAAGUCCCGCCCCUUCGGUUCUCCUGCGGGCCUCUAUUCGCUCCCCAACAAGUCACAGAGACAACAGCAGCCGUAUCGAGAUAAUGGAUCAGAGCGCACACAUGCGGUUUUAAUCGGGGUUGCUUCAGUGGAAUAUAUUUUUCUCGGUUGUUUGAGCGGGCGGAUCGAGAGCGGCCGAAUCUGUCAACACAUACAUGUGAUUCGUUGUAAAGCGUGGCACAUUAGUCAAGGCGUCCAGAUGAUGUCAGGGAAGCAUUUCAAGGCUCAAGAAGUCAGUUGCUGCAUCAAAUACUUCAUAUUUGGAUUCAAUAUCAUAUUUUGGUUACUCGGUGUGGCUUUUCUGGGCAUCGGAUUGUGGGCAUGGAGUGAGAAGGGGGUCCUGUCCAACAUCUCGUCCAUCACCGACCUGGGGGGCUUCGACCCGGUGUGGCUGUUCCUGGUGGUGGGGGGGGUGAUGUUCAUCCUGGGCUUCGCCGGUUGCAUCGGCGCUCUGCGGGAGAACUCCUUCCUGCUCAAGUUUUUCUCGGUGUUCCUGGGCAUCAUCUUCUUCCUGGAGCUGACGGCCGGGGUGCUGGCCUUCGUGUUCAAGGACUGGAUCAAGGACCAGCUCAACUUCUUCAUCAACAACAACAUCCGGGCGUACCGGGACGACAUCGACCUACAGAACCUCAUCGACUUCACCCAGGAAUACUGGGAGUGCUGUGGCGCCUUUGGGGCUGACGACUGGAACUUGAACAUCUACUUUAACUGCACAGACUUCAACCCCAGUAGGGAGAAGUGUGGUGUGCCUUUCUCCUGCUGCACCAAAGACCCGGCGGAGGAUGUCAUCAAUACACAAUGUGGCUAUGAUAUCCGAGCCAAAACGGACUCUGAGCAGAGGACCUUCAUCUACAUCAAAGGCUGUGUUCCUCAGUUUGAGAAGUGGCUGCAAGACAACUUGACGGUGGUGGCAGGAAUCUUUAUAGGAAUAGCAUUACUACAGAUAUUUGGGAUCUGUCUAGCGCAGAAUCUAGUGAGUGACAUUGAAGCAGUCAGAGAAAGCUGUUUGUUCACCUAGCAUUUAAUGAUGCAUCUGAGAUGCUAACAGGAAGUACCAGAGGUCAGCAGUUGGACGCCAGCUGCCCGAGGGGUUUCAAACUGACGUUAUAUGGGCUAUGUCCAGACUGAGCCAAAUCCCAUGGUAAUGAUUAUUUUGUUAAAGUCCUACAUGUGAUCCCCUUUUAGAAGGAAGCACAAGCUCUAAGAACUCUACCACAAACAAACAAAAAAUCCUCUGUAUUAUAACGCCAACGUAUCACCAAUGUAAGCCGCAGGUAUGAUUGUAAAGUUGCUAUAGUGAUUAUGGUUGAUGUAGCAGAUGUGGAGAUGGGGGGGGGGAAUCUUUAUCGUGCGUACAGAAGACUGAUUUAAGGGGCUGUACUUCCUGUGUGUAGGAAUGAUAACAGGGAGGGCUUUUGGGGAGGUCUUAGCGGUGGUGCUUUUAUGCUCUAUGACUUCUUCUACCUAUGUCCAGUUUUUUGUUGGUUUGUUGGUUUGGUUUUACCGCUGAACCUGGGGGGGGAGGGUGGGGGGGGGCUGUGUACAAACGUGAAGUGAUUCUAGAAACGCAUGCCUCUUGUCUGUUGAUAGGACAUUGGCUCUCUUAACCGAGUUACCUUAAUGUCAAGUAUUUUAAAAAAGUGUUUGUAAGAUAACUAGUGUAGAGCGACAUGGCCGAUUAGCACUUUUAAAAAUGUCACUGACAUUAUAUUUUCUUCAGUUAUAACGGAACAAACUGAGCUAGUAUUAGGACCUGUAACUCUAUAUGAACACUAAUUCUAACUUCAGUAGCACCAUCAAAUACUUACACAAACGUGAUCACUUACUAGAAACACAGGCCUGUUUUGGU